UGUGCUUGAUUCUUUUCCCUUCCCCGUGAUUUUAGCUUCAUCGGAUUGUUGUGAGGUAUAAAAAAUAGGAUGCAACUUGUGAAAAAAUAUGGGCAUGAUGAUUAUGGAUUGAGGCUGGUGAGAACGACGUCGUUUAAGAGGAAAAGAGUAGCUUUAUCAAAUACUAUUUGCAUAGAUUUUGAUGCUCCAACGCCAGGGAGAUCUGCGCUCGAGGAUCUGCCUCAGGAAAUUUUGAUAAGAAUUAUGUGCGGCGUGGAGCAUGAAGAUUUGGAAAGCUUGCUUUUAGCAUCGAAAACAAUGAGAGAUGCGGCUGUAAUCGCAAAGCAAACACAUUUUGCUUACAACACACCCACAAAAAGGGUGAAUAAGUUUGAACAAGAUGAAACUCCCCAAGCUCCCAAGCUGCACCACUCAUUGUGUCGGAGAUUGAGCUUCAAGAAAUUGGUUGGAAUUUCAGUUUGUUUGUUUGCUUCUCAUCAAAGUCAACAACAAGUAGUGGGGCACCAUAGUUGAUUUAUUAAAUGCUUUAAUUAAUUGUACAGAAGUUGUUGUAAAAUUAUGAGAAUUUCAUUAAUUA
Messenger RNA from Salvia hispanica, 577 nucleotides. RefSeq names its product F-box protein At1g61340-like. The record is from RefSeq and is a predicted model, not a curated record. NCBI's taxonomy places the organism in Eukaryota, Viridiplantae, Streptophyta, Magnoliopsida, Lamiales, Lamiaceae. Gene Ontology annotation, molecular function: protein binding.